AUGGUCUCGACAGGACGUGAACUUGGACUGUACGAGCGCUUCUCUCUCACUCGGGCCAACGUCAGCGUCGCCCCUUCGGUGGUGCUGUAUGCUUCGUUCAAGUCCGAGGCUGAGUCGACUUCAGGCUCCAAGGCUGCGGCUCUCGAACGAGCCAUCGGUGAUCUGUUGAACGAGUUCCCUCUUCUUCGAAGUCGGAUAGAAGGUCGAUACACCCGAACUCCGCGCUUCGUCGAACGCGAUGCGACGAACGUAUCCGACAUCUUGGACGUCGUGCGAGACAAUGACUCAUUGGCCCGCGUAGAAGGGUCGCCGAGCCCGGACGAAGUCUUGACGACGAGGUUAGGAGCGGGCCUUCAUCAAGCAAACGAGAUGGACGUCUCCGUUGGACCCUUGUGGAAGGUGCUACAUCACGAUCGAAAGGAAGAGCAAAGCAUCGUGCUCGUAAUGCACCACACCCUGUCCGACGGGCUCGGGGCGAAGAAUCUGUUUGCUCAGAUCGUUCAGCGGGUGACACGGCCGGACGAGACCCAGGUUCAGAAUCCGAGUUUGCCUAUUUCAUUCGAGCAUAUACCUCAAUCACAAGAACAAUCGGUCCCGGGCCUCAAGAGGAUGCACUGGUCGUUCAUGGCUGGCAUGAUGUGGGCCGAGGUCAUCCGCCCUUUCUUGCCAUUCCGUUUGAUCGCAUCGAAGAGGGCCACCGUCCUACCAAACCCACCCUUUGUACCACCUUACCAACAACUGACUGAGCUUCGUAUAAUCCGUUUGCCGAACGAACUCAUGGCGCGUAUCAAGGCUCGGGCUCGAGCGAAUGGGGUGUCGACUUUGCACCCCGUCUUGCUCACUGCGCUGUUUGCUUCGUUAUUGUCCCAUCGGAACAACAGAGACGAUGAAAAAGAUCUAAUGAUGGACGAAAUCUUGCUAGAAACACCCGUGUCGGUGCGCGACGUCGCGUUGGGCCACCCCAUCACCACGGGCAACUACGUCGCCGCGAUCUCCACACCACCUUCAUUCAAGGCCGCCACGCUCUCAACACGCUUCUACAGCCUGACCCGGUCAUGUGCUUCCUAUCUCUCCUCACCCGUCGAGCGGACCCGAGCCGAACAAAUGAUGCUCACCCUUUCACUCGUUCCUGAUCCUGCCUCGGCGGCCGAAGCCCCUGUCGAACAAGGCACCGGAUGGGAGACGUGGUUGAGGAAGAAGAUGGAGAACGAAGUCGGCACAUGGUCCUGCACGAUCGAUGCUAGCAACUUGGGCGUCUUUCCAGUUCCCAAAGACGUCGCCGAAGAGAUCGAAGUUCUCGGUUGGGCUCAGCCAGGGAGCGCGAUGGGGGCUGCGAUCGGAAGCAAUGUGCGUCUGUUGUCUUGCCUCUUCCCCGCUAUUAGUAAAGUGUGUGCACGCUGAUUCAUCAUUGGGGGCGAUACAGAUCAUGUCGAGUCCAGCGAAUGGGGGCGAAUUGGUCGUCACCUUAUGUUAUCGCCGAGGUACCAUCAAGGAUGCUCUGCUGGACCACAUUUGUGGCAACUUCCCGCGCGUGCUGGAAAGGCUCGGUCGUGCGGACGACUCUGAUGAAGGCAUCACGUUGGCCGACCUGACCAAAUGA
This is a messenger RNA of Microbotryum saponariae, 1600 nucleotides long. Lineage: Eukaryota; Fungi; Basidiomycota; Microbotryomycetes; Microbotryales; Microbotryaceae. The record is from the annotation of a GenBank genome assembly.